This is a messenger RNA of Lasiodiplodia theobromae, 1830 nucleotides long. RefSeq lists its product as uncharacterized. Lineage: Eukaryota; Fungi; Ascomycota; Dothideomycetes; Botryosphaeriales; Botryosphaeriaceae. The transcript is spliced from 3 exons. The coding region runs from base 1 to 1830 and encodes 609 amino acids. The record is from RefSeq and is a predicted model, not a curated record.
AUGAUCAACUUACUGAGCACCGUACUCCUCACGGCAAGCAGCUACUGCAUGCAAAUCACCUGCGCGCCAUCCAGAUCUGAGAUUGAUGCAGCUCAUAAAGAUGGCACGUGGUUGGACAUUGGAAUUCUCAGCCUUCACAACUUCGGCUACAUCAGCAAACGGCGCCGCAUGAUCCUCAUCCUUCUUUCUUUUUCUUCGCUCCCGUUACACUUAUGUUAUAACUCGGCCAUUUUUGAGGUGACCAAAGGCCACAGCUACACGAUCCAUUACGUGAGCAACUCGAAUAUAUCCGAGAUCGAUCGGAUCAAUAACACAAUGGAUCGCCUUGAAAAUCAUGAGUGGAUGGAGAGAUACUCCACACAAUACGUCUCGGAUAGUACGGAUCUCUACUUCAUUGUUGACCGCGUGGGAUUCGAUAUUAUCCUUACCAAUGAAACUUGGGAAAUCACGUCACCAACAUCAUGGAAUCCUUCACAGUUUGGCACUCUUAGUUUUCCUGCGAACGAUUCAUCAUUUCCCAUGAUGAGUUCCAUUGACGGUGCCAGCCACGGUCUCUCCGAUCUUGGGAUAUCAUUUCAAUUGCCAGAACCGCUUUUCAUCAACGCAACAGUGACAACUGGUCUUGACAAAAUCUUCGACUUCAGUGCUAAGGAUGAAGAUGGCUUUUGGAAUCUACACUCUGGUGGUCGUCGUGCUCCAGCUACUCCGUGGCCGUUGCGGAUUCAGUAUGCCUUUGCGCAACCCACUACGACGAGCAGUCAGGUGCAAUGCAGUCUCGUGUUUCUGCUCAUUGUCAUCUUCUGCAAUCUGCUCAAAUGUGUCCUCAUCUAUGACACAUAUCGAAACUCCUCCGAACGACGAGUGAUCACCUUGGGUGACGCAGUGGCCUCCUUCUUGAGCCGUCCGGAGGAAUCGACAGCUGGCAUGUGUCUUGCCAACAGGCAUUCGAUCGUACCACGUCAUUCUAACAAAGCCAAAAAACAAGACGGCUGUGAGGUCCAAGAAUGGACAGAAUAUUUCCUUCGCUACUCUCAAAUCAACAUCGAACAUACUUGGUGGUCUCGGAUAGUCGUCCUGAUCUUGACUACAAGCACCUCCGCAAUAUUGAUUGUUUCCCUGCAAUACAUGCCGCAGGCACCAACAUGGGGGACAAAAUCGAUUACAAUCCUCUCGUUUGCGCCCCAGUCCUUCGACUCGAAAGGAAUCCUGCUCAACUCGGUCAUUCCUAACAUACCUCAUGUCCUACUGUCAUUCACUUACUUCGCAAUCAACCGAAUCUGUACCUCAAAUCAUUUCGUGAAAGAGUGGAAUGGCUAUGGGACUACCAGAAAAGGGCUUCGCGUUUCAAAGCCCUCUGGACAACAACGGAAGACGUACAACCUCCAGCUCCCAUACAGCUGGGCAAUUCCUCUGACCGCGACAUCCGGAUCCCUGCACUGGCUAGCCUCGCAGUCAAUAUUCCUCACCCGACUCGAACUAUACGAUGAGAACGGUGACAUCAUUCUCCAUGGCGAAGACUCGACGCUUCUCUCAAAGUGCACGACCGGAUACUCAGCCUUGAGCGCACUAGUGUUUGCUCUUGUGGUCAUUACUCUCAUGCUGACCAUUUGGUGGUUUGCUCGGAGCAAGAUCCAAGUCGACGUCCCGGUGUCGGCGCACUGCAGCCUUGCCAUCGCUGCGGCCUGCCAUCCACCACCGGACGAGGAGACACCGCAUCUGAAGCCAGUUCAGUGGGGCGUUGCUAGGAACGAGGUCCGCCCUGGAGUCAAGCACUGCACUUUCACGAGCGAGCCUGUCACCGCACCUGCGCCUGGAGAAUUGUACGCGUAA